Messenger RNA from Juglans regia (Persian walnut), 1760 nucleotides. Its product is annotated as tubulin beta chain-like. Gene Ontology annotation, molecular function: GTPase activity; structural constituent of cytoskeleton; GTP binding. Gene Ontology annotation, biological process: mitotic cell cycle; microtubule cytoskeleton organization. Gene Ontology annotation, cellular component: cytoplasm; microtubule. Bases 185 to 1516 code for a protein of 443 amino acids. NCBI's taxonomy places the organism in Eukaryota, Viridiplantae, Streptophyta, Magnoliopsida, Fagales, Juglandaceae. The transcript is spliced from 3 exons. The record is from RefSeq and is a predicted model, not a curated record.
GCUUCAAGUUCCCAUCUCUCUUGCACCUACAAAAGGCCAUCACCAUUUAUUUCUUUUUGACUCACCGCCUCUUAAAGCCCUAUAUAUUUCUCUUCACUUCUUUAGCCUUUUUUUUUUAUCCAAAAAUCUUCACAGAGAAACACCCAUUUCCCGUUUCAUACAAACUCACCGUUCCAUCAAGAAAAUGAGAGAAAUCCUUCACGUUCAAGCAGGCCAAUGUGGUAACCAAAUUGGUGGCAAAUUCUGGGAGGUUAUGUGUGAUGAACAUGGCAUUGAUGCCACAGGAAGUUAUGUUGGGAAUUCUCACCUUCAGCUGGAGAGGGUGAAUGUCUACUACAAUGAAGCAAGUGGCGGUCGGUACGUCCCUAGAGCCGUGUUAAUGGACCUUGAGCCUGGCACCAUGGACAGCUUGCGCACAGGUCCUUAUGGCAAACUAUUUAGACCUGAUAACUUUGUUUUUGGUCAAAAUGGUGCUGGAAACAAUUGGGCAAAGGGGCAUUACACUGAGGGGGCUGAGUUGAUCGAUUCGGUUCUUGAUGUCGUUCGUCGAGAGGCCGAGAAUUGCGACUGCUUACAAGGUUUCCAGAUUUGCCAUUCACUGGGAGGUGGGACAGGUUCGGGGAUGGGAACACUACUGAUAUCAAAGAUCAGGGAAGAAUAUCCUGAUAGGAUGAUGUUGACUUUCUCAGUGUUCCCUUCGCCUAAGGUCUCUGAUACCGUGGUUGAGCCCUACAACGCAACCCUCUCUGUACACCAGCUUGUUGAGAAUGCUGACGAGUGCAUGGUCCUCGACAACGAAGCCCUCUACGACAUUUGUUUCCGAACACUUAAGCUCACAAAUCCAAGCUUUGGUGAUCUCAAUCAUCUUAUCUCAACAACUAUGAGUGGAGUAACGUGUUGCCUCCGCUUCCCCGGCCAACUCAACUCUGAUCUUCGCAAACUAGCAGUCAAUCUGAUCCCUUUCCCACGCCUCCACUUCUUCAUGGUUGGUUUUGCACCUUUAACUUCCCGUGGCUCCCAACAGUAUCGUGCACUCACCAUCCCUGAGCUCACUCAGCAAAUGUGGGAUGCCAAAAACAUGAUGUGUGCCGCUGAUCCACGCCACGGAAGGUAUCUAACAGCCUCGGCAAUGUUUCGUGGCAAAAUGAGCACUAAGGAAGUAGAUGAGCAGAUGAUUAAUGUGCAGAACAAGAACUCCUCCUACUUUGUUGAAUGGAUACCUAACAAUGUUAAAUCUAGUGUUUGUGACAUCCCACCGACCGGGCUAAGCAUGUCUUCCACAUUCAUGGGGAAUUCCACCUCGAUUCAAGAAAUGUUUAGGCGUGUUUCAGAGCAAUUCACUGUCAUGUUUAGGCGCAAGGCUUUCUUGCAUUGGUACACUGGGGAGGGGAUGGACGAGAUGGAGUUUACAGAGGCUGAAAGUAACAUGAAUGACUUGGUUUCAGAGUAUCAGCAAUACCAAGACGCAGCUGCAGCAGAAGAGGAGGAUUAUGAUGAGGAGGUGGUGGAGAACUAGAAGGCAUGUAUUUCUUUUGGACAUGGUCGUGAGUUAUAUCUUAUAAUGUUUGCGUUUGUGCUUUCUUUGUGAUGAAAAAGGGCUCAUGCCUUGGUGAGAUCGUCUUUUGCCUGCUUAUGUUGUGAAUUUAUGAUUGGCAUAAUUUAUGUAAUUGAAGAGACAAAAAGGAGAAAAUAAUCUUGUAAUUGCGAGUAUAAGGUUUGGAAGUAUGUGAAUAUUUUCAAUAAAUUUCUUCAUUUGACAC